Molecule: messenger RNA, 1517 nt
Organism: Adelges cooleyi (spruce gall adelgid)
Lineage: Eukaryota; Metazoa; Arthropoda; Insecta; Hemiptera; Adelgidae
Product: protein quiver-like
Exons: 3
Coding region: 959-1405 (148 amino acids)
Biological process (GO): positive regulation of voltage-gated potassium channel activity; regulation of synaptic transmission, cholinergic; sleep
Source: RefSeq, a predicted model, not a curated record
GUUGUACCCAAUACCAAUAGUCGCCACUCUUGAAAACCAGGGUCAACUACGGUCAACGAUGUAAAAUGAAAAAUCACUAUCUUCAAAAAUGUAAAAAUUAUUAUUAUCUUAGUACUAAGUACUAUUUUAUUUUGAGCCCUCGAUAAGAUAAUAAUUAUGUUACUUUGCUCUGUUGAGUUGUAUAUCUUACCCCAUUGGUAAGAUGAGGUUUAUAAUAAUUUUCAGAACUCUCUACUACUCGUUAUUUACACAUUAUAUUCAACUCCCGUUACUAUUAUUUUUCCAAUUCGAAUACGGUUUUAUAAAUAACAAUUUUUUUUAUAAUCGAAGCAAGUAUUAAUGUUUUCACAGGAAAGAUUAAGGAAAUAACAUUUCUUUAUAUUAUAUAUAAUUAAUCAUCCAAUUAUUAUCUCGGUCGUUUAUUGUCUUAUAGGCGAAAUUCACCGUAGGUACAAGUCCUUUACUUGUACGUCACAUACUCAAAGACGAAAUAUGUCAAGUUACCCAUAACCGUAUUACACAUAAUAUAUUAUCUAAUAUAUGCUACGUUCCAAAACCAAAUUCAAACUCGAUUAUCCCUCUCUUCGUCUACACGUACAGCGUUAGUACUCGGAGUUAAACUCGAAUCACAACAUUAUACUGGAAUAAUAUUACGGUAUAAUAUAAUACAAUCAUAAUAUUGUCGGUGCAGGAGUAUACGUCACGGGCAUGCAAACGUUGUUGGGGAUACGCCAGCAGAAUAAUAUAGACCUAUGGUGCAUAAUCGAUUUGUACGAUUUCAAACUUAACUUAUGUAAGUGUGUGUGUGACAUUUGCUGUCGUCCCGCACUUGUAAACCUUAGUCGUUGUCGUUGCUUUGCCUAAUAAUGAUUAGCUGCAUUGUAUGCUUGUACCUCUUUGUUAUAAUAUUGUACGACCCGAGUAAUGUGUAAGACCUCAAUAACGUUAAUGUACACUAAUGAAUUCACGGUUUGUUUGUUAUUUAUUUUUUUCAGUUGUCGUAUUGGUAAUUAACGUAUCGCUGUCCCGGCAGGAGUGCUUUCCUCCGCGGUCGAUCUACUGUUACGAAUGCGACAGCGCCAAGGAUCCAAGAUGCAAAGACCCGUUCAACUACACAGCAAUGCCUCAAGAUCAACCGCCGUUGGUUAGCUGUAACGGGUGCUGUGUGAAAAUGGUGCGGUUUGUAAAAACAUCGUAUGAAAGUAUCAAGAGAACGUGCACGUCUCAGCUGCAAAUCAAUUUGUUCAUGGUGGAUCACGUUUGCAUGAUGGAGGGUACGGGCACAGGUCAUAUGUGUUUCUGCGAGGAAGACAACUGUAACAAGGCGGGCAGAAUUGAUCAAUCGUGGGCCGUACAAAUACUAUUCCUAACCAUAUCGUAUCUGGUCUACGUAUAUGUACACUGACCGACAUGUCUUGUACAUUAUUAUUACUAUAAAUACUACAGGAUCAAAUAAUCCUUUAUUAUUGUCAUUACUUGUUUACAAUUACACGACAUAUAAUUAUGAUAUUCGCUAA